This is a messenger RNA of Colletotrichum graminicola M1.001, 2409 nucleotides long. RefSeq lists its product as uncharacterized. Gene Ontology annotation, molecular function: mRNA binding. Gene Ontology annotation, cellular component: cytoplasm. Lineage: Eukaryota; Fungi; Ascomycota; Sordariomycetes; Glomerellales; Glomerellaceae. The transcript is spliced from 3 exons. The coding region runs from base 1 to 2409 and encodes 802 amino acids. Gene Ontology annotation, biological process: post-transcriptional regulation of gene expression. The record is from RefSeq and is a predicted model, not a curated record.
AUGGCUGACUCUGGUUCCCCUAACAACAGCUACAAUCGCUACUCGAUGCCAGUCACACGUUCCCGCACUGGUCUCUAUGGUGCCGACCUUGACCAGACUGGCACUGCCCGCUUCCUCUUUGGAGAGGAGGACACUUCAGGCGACAACAAGUACGGCCAGAACAACGGCGACGAUAACUUUCCAACUUUGGUUCGCCGAGACGAUCAGAUGCUCUCUGCAUCUUCCGCUGCCCUUGACCUUGCCCUCUCCCCCUCGCCCGCUCCUGGCGCGCCCUCUUCCAACGGUUGGGGCAAUAUUAACCGUCACCGCACCCAACAGAGCUUGUCUGCCAUCAACACGUCUGCCCUCAACGGAGCUGCUUCUCCCGGAGACAUCGGCAACCGAUCUUCUGUCCGCCACUCGCUCGACUUGAAGUUCUACCCCGACGCUCCCUCCGACAGCAACCAGAACCCCAUCGUCUCCCCCACCGGGAACCACAUGAUGGCCACUCCUCCCAAGCUGCAGAGCUCCUUCUCUGCCAAUGACGUACCCACUGUCAAGAACGCCAACGGCGGCUUGGUCACCAACAACCAUGCCCAGCAGCAUUUCCACAACCACAAUGCUAGCAUUGGUCGCAUUCCCGCCGGCGCUGUUGCAGGCCGUCACAGCCGUGAGCUGUCCAACGACAACAGCAUGGGCGGCCAACGCGAGCAGGCCGGACCUUACCCCUCUAUCCAGUCCGCUCUCCAGGCCAACGCCGCUCCCUUCGGCCCAGGGGCGUCUGGCCAGGUCUUCCCCCACACGUCCCAGGGAAACCAGGCCCCCAAUGGGACUGCUACUGCCGGCCCCAGCAAUGGAUACGGCGCCUUCUACCCCAGCGGCUACGUCUCGCCCAACAGCAACGGCCCGCCCACCUCUGGUCCCUACGGUCUUCCUCUCCUGGCCAUGAGCAUGCAGAACAUGAACCUCAACAACGGCAACACCAUGUACCCCCCUCAGAACUACGCCGGCUAUGGCUCGCUCUACACCCCCCCGCAGCAGCAGCAGCAGCAGCAGCCGCCGCCUCAGCCUCGUGACAGCCAGGCCCGGGUCAUCCAGCACCGCCGCCAGAUGGACAAUGAAGCCAUGUCCCGCUACAACGGCCUUGCCCUUGAGAACGUCGGUGGCCAAAUCUAUGAUCUCUGCAAGGACCAGCACGGCUGUCGCUAUCUGCAAAAGAAGCUCGAGGAGCGCAACCCGGAGCAGGUCCACAUGAUCUGGCUCGAGACCAACCAGCACGUCAUCGAGCUCAUGACGGACCCCUUUGGCAACUACUUGUGCCAGAAGCUUUUGGAGUUCUGCAACGACGAUGAGCGCACUGUCCUCAUCCAGAACGCUGCCGCCGACAUGGUUCGCAUCGCCCUCAACCAGCACGGCACCCGCGCGCUCCAGAAGAUGAUUGAGUUCGUCACCACCCCUACUCAGAUCGAGAUGAUCAUCAACGCCCUUCGCUUCCAGGUCGUCGAGCUCAUCCAGGACCUCAACGGCAACCACGUCAUCCAGAAGUGUCUCAACAAGCUCAGCGCCCAGGACGCGCAGUUCAUCUUCGACGCCGUCGGCACCCACUGCGUCGACGUUGGCACCCACCGCCACGGCUGCUGCGUCCUCCAGCGCUGCAUCGACCACGCCUCGGGCGACCAGAAGACCUGGCUGAUUGCCAAGAUCACCGAGCACGCCCCGAUCCUUGUCCAGGACCCCUUCGGCAACUACGUUGUGCAGUACAUCAUCGACCUCAACGAGCCUUCCUUCACGGAACCCAUUGUCCGCAUGUUCCAGAACCGCAUCGGCCAGCUUUCCCGCCACAAGUUCAGCUCCAACGUCAUUGAGAAGUGCUUGCGCUGCUCCCAGGAGCCCUCCCGCGACAUGAUUGUCGAGGAGCUCCUGACCCCCGGCGAGAUCGAGAGACUCCUCCGCGACUCGUACGCCAACUACGUCAUACAGACCGCCCUCGAGUACGCGACCCCCCACGGCAAGUUCCGCCUGGUCGACGCCAUCCGCCCCAUCUUGCCGUCCAUCCGCUCGACCCCCUACGGCCGACGCAUCCAGGCCAAGAUCCAGGCGUUCGAGGGUCGUGGUAGCGCCACUUCCAGCGGCCAGGUCACUCCCGCGGACCCCAGCCAGGGCCAGAUCCCCCUGCGCUCCGGUCACAACCGCGCCAUGUCCAACAAUACCUCCGUCAUCUCCCCCGGCGGUGCUUUCGGCAACGGCCUCAACGGCGCCAUGGCCUCCCGCGGUAACCAGGCCAGCUACCCCGCGGCCAACAACGUCACGGUCCCUCCCCCCGGCCCCCAGGGCCAGCGGAUGCCGCAGUUCGGCUUCAACGCCCAGCAGCGCACCAACGGCGGCGCAGCCGCCGACACGGGCGCCGGCGGUGAGACCCAAUGGCUGUAA